This is a messenger RNA of Trichoderma aggressivum f. europaeum, 1074 nucleotides long. RefSeq lists its product as uncharacterized. Lineage: Eukaryota; Fungi; Ascomycota; Sordariomycetes; Hypocreales; Hypocreaceae. The transcript has a single exon. The record is from RefSeq and is a predicted model, not a curated record. Bases 1 to 1074 code for a protein of 357 amino acids. Gene Ontology annotation, cellular component: SAGA complex.
AUGGCUAACCGGAAACAUCGCGAAGUCAACAAUCUCGCCGAGGACCUCGGCCCCUACUACAGCCAGCCGGGCCGCCGCGACAUGUCGCAACGAAAUCGGAGCGGCCGCGGCUCCAACCGCAACAACGGAGGUGCUCACGGCGAGGAGGUCCAGAUAUGGGACGAGGUCAAAAUAUCCUUCAACGACCUCAUCAGCGGCAUCAAUUCCGACAACGACAACCUGGGCCAGCUGGUCAGCAUGGACAAGCAGGCCGGCACGAUGGACUCGGACAGCGUGCCCACCGACACCAUGAAGCAGAUGGAGGAGCUGUGCCGAUCCGGCGUCAAACGCUCCGAGGACAACAUCAACGCCGCCAAGAACCUCAUGGAGCGUCUCAAAGUGAUAAGAGCAGUUGUCAUGGCCAAGGAGCAGGCGGAAGCACCACCCACGGGGCCAUCUAAGAGAUCCACCACCAGGACCGACAGUGCUGCCGCUGCCGCCGCCUCUCUCUACGAAUUCAACGAACCGGGCGACUCCCCAGUGCCCAGCCCCAUGGUGGGUUCGUCUCGAAAGCAUGGUGAGCGGAGCAGCACCAUUGAUAGAAACAGCAUCCCACCCAAGGCGGAUAGUGUCGAACCCCCGGGGUCCAUAAGCGGUGCUGCGGGGAGCUCGACCAACAAAUCCAAGAUUCUCUUCUCCAAGGGCGACGAGGUGGCCUUCAAGCCCAAGGCUGUCAAUGGCGAACAGACUUCAGAUUGGAUACUGGGCGAGGUGGCACAGGUGCUUGGGGAGGGCAAGAGUCGGCGGUACAAGGUCAUCGACAUUGAGCCUGAUGAUCAGAGCAAGCAAAAGGAGUACCGCUCUAGCGCCAGCAGCAUGAUUCCCAUUACCCCGGAAAGCCAGGCCAGCUCGCUCAAGGAUUACGAAGCCGGCCACGUGGUCCUCGCCCUUUAUCCUCAGACGACGACGUUUUACAAGGCCGAGGUUCACAGCAUGACAUCGACGGGCAAGGUUGAUCUCAAGUUUGAGGGCGAAAACGAUUCCACGACGCUACAGCAGGUGGAGCGAAGAUAUGUCAUCGAGUACAGGGUCUAA